GAUGAGAAUGAGGGACUGCUCAAGCGUAAUAGUGGCGGUUAGUGGGUGGAUCUGUUAACCUGGAUGUUUCUGCAGCCCGAAGGAGGGUCUGCAGCAUCACAUCGCACACACGAACACGAGUUAUGUGUAUUACAAGUCUGUAUUGCAUAUGGUGUGUGUGUGUAUUAUAACGAGAUUAAGAAAAAAAAAGUUUAGCUUCAUGUGUGCAUGCCUGCAGAAAUAUUAGUAGAUUAUUUUAGAUUACCAGGGUUUAGAUCGAAGUGUGAUGGCAAAAAUGCUCCCUGGUCCUGUUUUGAAUGAUCGUGCCCUAGUUGGUUAGAAGGAUGGUUAACCCAAAAAUAAAGUUCCUAAUGUUGACCAAACCUGAAUGACUUUAAAUUUGUGGAACACAGUCAAAGAUGUGCUUGUAGUGAAGCAGUUUUUUUAUCCAUUGACUUGCACUGUAUAGGACAAAAAAGACAGGGAUAUUUUCAAAAUAUCUUCUCUUGUGUUCCACAGAAGAAAGAAAGUCAUUGAGGUUUGGAUUGACACGAGGCGGACCGAGACAAGGAGAACAAGCACCACCGGCGCAGUGGCUCGAGGAGUCGCAGCAGAGACCGGGACAGGAAGAGAAGGAGCCGCGACAGAGACAGAGAAAGAAGAGGCAGUCGAGACCGACAUGGAGACAGCAAAGACCGCAGACACAGACGCAGUCGUUCUCCACACCGUGAGAAGAAAAAGAUUAAAGUGAAGAAAUAUUGGGAUGUUCCUCCUCCUGGAUUUGAACACAUCACACCCAUGCAGUACAAAGCCAUGCAGGCUGCUGGUCAGAUACCAGCCACUGCUCUGCUGCCCACAAUGACCCCUGAGGGUCUGGCUGUGACCCCAACACCUGUUCCUGUCGUGGGAAGUCAAAUGACUCGACAAGCCCGACGGCUGUAUGUGGGCAACAUCCCAUUUGGAAUCACAGAGGAGUCUAUGAUGGACUUCUUCAAUGCUCAGAUGCGUUUGGGAGGCCUGACUCAGGCCCCAGGCAACCCUGUUCUUGCUGUCCAGAUCAACCAGGACAAGAAUUUUGCCUUUUUGGAGUUCCGCUCUGUAGAUGAGACGACACAGGCCAUGGCAUUUGAUGGCAUCAUUUUCCAGGGACAGAGUUUAAAGAUUCGCCGACCACAUGACUACCAGCCUCUGCCAGGCAUGAGCGAGAAUCCAAGUGUCUACGUCCCAGGUUCUCUCCCUGUAGGCGUUGUGUCCACGGUGGUACCCGAUUCGGCCCAUAAACUCUUUAUUGGGGGUCUGCCAAAUUACCUCAAUGAUGACCAGGUCAAAGAAUUGCUGACAUCGUUUGGUCCUCUGAAGGCUUUCAAUUUGGUGAAAGACAGCGCUACAGGCCUGUCUAAGGGCUAUGCCUUCUGUGAAUAUGUUGACGUCAAUAUCAGUGACCAGGCCAUCGCAGGGCUAAACGGGAUGCAGCUUGGGGACAAGAAACUCCUGGUCCAGAGGGCAAGCGUCGGUUCCAAGAACACUACGCUGACGGGUAUAAACCAGACUCCAGUCACACUUCAAGUUCCAGGCCUCAUGAACAGCUCUGUGAACCAGAUGGGCGGCAUUCCCACAGAGGUGUUGUGUCUGAUGAACAUGGUGGCCCCAGAGGAGCUGCUGGAUGAUGAAGAGUAUGAGGAGAUUGUGGAAGACGUCAGAGACGAGUGCUCCAAAUACGGCCAAGUCAAGAGCAUCGAGAUCCCACGGCCUGUCGACGGAUUGGAUAUUCCUGGCACUGGAAAGAUCUUUGUGGAGUUUAUGUCAGUAUUUGACUCCCAAAAGGCAAUGCAAGGUUUGACUGGAAGAAAAUUCGCCAACAGAGUGGUGGUGACUAAAUACUGCGACCCUGAUGCCUAUCACCGCCGCGACUUCUGGUAGAGACUGGAGAGAUUCAAGAGCAAGAGACUUGGAGAGAGACACAGAUGGUGUGACUUCUAUCUCUCGGAAACCCCUUAUUUCGUAGAUUUAUGAGGUCAAAGAAUGUGUGAGCUUUUUUUUUUUUUUUUUUAAUCUAGCAGUCUCAAAACAAGACUUGUAAUUGGUCAGAAUGUAGCAAAUCAGUCUUUUUUAUUUUGACAACAACAUUGGAAGUAUGUGCAAAGCUUUAAGAUGGAAAUAAAAUAGA
Molecule: messenger RNA, 2146 nt
Organism: Danio rerio (zebrafish)
Lineage: Eukaryota; Metazoa; Chordata; Actinopteri; Cypriniformes; Danionidae
Source: RefSeq, a predicted model, not a curated record